Messenger RNA from Thyridium curvatum, 1512 nucleotides. RefSeq lists its product as uncharacterized. Gene Ontology annotation, molecular function: transmembrane transporter activity. Gene Ontology annotation, biological process: transmembrane transport. Lineage: Eukaryota; Fungi; Ascomycota; Sordariomycetes; Thyridiales; Thyridiaceae. The coding region runs from base 1 to 1512 and encodes 503 amino acids. Gene Ontology annotation, cellular component: plasma membrane. The record is from RefSeq and is a predicted model, not a curated record. The transcript has 3 exons.
AUGUUUUCCAAGAAGUCCUCGGAGAAGCACGCCGACCCGGUCGCGGGCAACGGCGCCGGCCUCUCGGACGAGGGCGCCUACGCGCAGGACUCGCCCGUCCGCUACGACGAGCUGCACGUCGCCUGCCCGCCGCACACGACGGAGCGCCGCCUCAUGGCCAAGAUCGACCUGCGCGUCAUCCCCUUCAUCUCCCUGCUCUACCUGCUCGCCUUCCUCGACCGCAUCAACAUGGCCAACGCCCGCUCCUUCAAGCUGCAGGCCGACCUCGACAUGGGCGACACGACCAAGUUCAACACGGCCCUGACCAUCUUCUUCGUGCCCUACGUGCUCUUCGAGAUCCCCUCCAACAUCCUGCUCAAGCGCUUCUCCCCGCGCGUCUGGCUGUCCCUCUGCGGCAUGGGCUUCGGCCUCGUCACCCUGUGCCAGGGCCUCGUCCAGAACUACGCCGGCCUCCUGGCCACCCGCUUCUUCCUCGGCGUCUUCGAGUGCGGCAUGUUCCCGGGCUGCUUCUACCUCCUGAGCAUGUGGUACAAGCGCUCCGAGGCCCAGCGCCGCUACUCCUUCUUCUUCUCCUCCACCUCCCUCGCCGGCGCCUUCGGCGGCCUGCUGGCCUCGGGCAUCGGCAAGAUGCAGGGCUUGCGCGGGUACAACGGCUGGCGCUGGAUCUUCAUCAUCGAGGGCGCCAUCACCUUCCUCGUCUGCUUCGCCUUCCUCUUCGUCUUCCCCUCCUUCCCGGAGCAGGCCGGCUGGCUGACCGAGGACGAGCGCGCCUACGUCCGCGCCCGCCUCGAGGCCGACGUGGGCCGCAACGCCGCCGAGCGCAAGCUCGGCUUCCGCGACGUCCUGACCGUCAUGCGCGACUACAAGAUCCUCCUCGGCGGCUUCAUGUACUUUGGCCUCAUCGUGCCCGCCUACGGCUACGCCUUCUUCUCCCCGGCCAUCCUGUCGACCUACAACUACGACCCCAUCCAGACGCAGCUGCACUCGGUCCCGCCCUGGGCCGUCGCCUUCGGCUUCGCCAUGGUCGUCGCCACGCUGUCCGACGUCACCAAGCACCGCUUCCUCUUCACCGUGGGUCCCAUCUGCCUGUCCCUCGCCGGCUUCGGCAUCCUCAUGAACGUCCACGACCGCACCGACGUCGAGUACGCGGCCCUCUUCCUCAUCUGCAUGGGCACCUACAGCGCCAUGCCCGUCAUCGUCUGCUGGUUCAACAUGAACCUCGGCGGCCACCACCGGCGCGCCAUCGGCGUCGCCUGGCAGAUCGGCUUCGGGAACAUCGGCGGCAUCAUCGCCACCUACGCCUUCCUGCCCACCGACGCGCCCUUCUACCGCAAGGGCUACUCCAUCUGCAUCGGCUUCGUGUGCCUGAGCGCCUUCAGCUGCGUCCUGUACUUCCUCGCCAUCACGUGGGAGAACCGCCGGCGGGACAAGGCCGUGCACGACGUCGGGCUGACCGACUAUGAGAAGACGGAGCUCGGGGAUCUUAACCCUGACUUCAGGUACAUGAUCUAA